Cercospora beticola is the source of this 1010-nucleotide messenger RNA. RefSeq names its product Aps1p (gene APS1). Lineage: Eukaryota; Fungi; Ascomycota; Dothideomycetes; Mycosphaerellales; Mycosphaerellaceae. The record is from RefSeq and is a predicted model, not a curated record. Gene Ontology annotation, molecular function: clathrin-cargo adaptor activity. Gene Ontology annotation, cellular component: intracellular membrane-bounded organelle; AP-1 adaptor complex. Gene Ontology annotation, biological process: protein transport; vesicle-mediated transport.
CAUUUCUCUUCUCCUCCACGUGCCUCGCUGCCACGUCGAGGAAAUCAUGGCCAUUCGAUAUCUCAUUCUGCUGUCACGGCAGGGCAAAGUCCGCCUUGCGAAAUGGUUCACCACAUUGUCACCCAAGGAUAAGGCCAAGAUCAUCAAGGAUGUGUCCCAGCUGGUCUUAGCACGCCGCGCUCGCAUGUGCAACUUCCUCGAAUACAAAGACACCAAAGUUGUCUACCGCCGAUAUGCUUCGCUCUUCUUCAUCGCCGCCACCGACCCGACAGACAACGAGCUCAUCACCCUCGAAAUUGUCCACCGAUACGUAGAGCAGAUGGACAAGUACUACGGAAACGUGUGCGAGCUCGACAUCAUCUUCAACUUCCAGAAGGCAUACUUCAUCUUGGAUGAGCUACUUCUUGCCGGUGAGAUGCAAGAAAGCAGCAAGAAGAAUGUGCUGCGGGUGAUAGGUGCUCAGGACAGUCUCGAGGAUAUGGAGGUCGAGGACGAUGCUGUCACGAAGAUCGGUUGAAGAAGUCCACGCCGCACAUUUGUAUCGCCCACUUGCAUGCCCAUAGACUCCUCAAGAUCCGGCUAACAUACGCGCUCGCGUACAGACGAAUGAACAGCAAAGUGCAGAAAUCGAGAAGUCGCUUAGAGCUGCUGGGCUCAUUUAGCUGCCUAGUACUCUUUCAGAGCAUUUUGCUUGGGAGUGGGAACAGUACGCUCUCAGUGCGUGGCGUUUGGUCGGCGUUUUACUGGAGACUGGAGAUACCCAGAUUAUAUGACGCGAUGGCCGACUUCAAUCCAGCCUGCCUGUUGUAGGUAUAGAGCCAAUCAAUCUGCACAUAGUGCAGAGCAAGCGGCACACCGCAUGCAUGACAAUAUAAUGAUCACUUUCGCGGCAAUGCGCCUUGAGCAUCUACGCCCGGCUCGCAAUCAUACUCGUACGAUCUCGCCUACUUACAUUAACAGCAUCGCAGAGCAUGUCGAAUAUCAAGCUGGCAGCAAUACUGGUCCCGGGA